CUGGGGCCUGGGAUGCAAACAUUACACUGUUUCUCUCUGACGGUACCAAGGGCAUUGAUCGAAAAGGACGGUGAAACUGAGGGUGGCAAAGUACCGGUACCGUAGCAACAAUCGAGCUUGUACGGUUGGAGCGCUGUCGACAGCCCGCAGUGUAUACUUGUUUGUAAGCAGUAAAUGUGGCUUCGGUGACCAGCAAGUCCAAGCAGCUGUGCUGUUGAGGCGCAUUGACUGGAGUUUUCUCGUUCCUCUCCUCUCAUCCCAUCCUAUCCAUAUUUCCCACAAAAACAAGUUGGACACAAGCAAAGUUUCUUUGACUGCUGUUCCAAACAUUCGUUUGUUUAUUGGCGAGACAUCGACAAGAGAAAAAAUCCUUCAAAACUACGAAACGAAAACCAACCCCCCCUCGACAAGAAAAAGAAAAAGAGAAGGCAUGAAGCUCAUAGGUUGCUUGGUGGCCACACUGCUGCCGAUAACGGUGGUCUUUGCUUCUCCUUCUUCCAUGCUGAUAGAGCGCAAAAGAAACCUACGAAAUUUUCCCAGCAGUUCUGCUGACGGAGCUGCUACUGCCGCUACAGGUGUGGUUGCUGGUCUUCAAGACGAGAUCAAAUGGUUGAAAAGCCAGUUAGUUGCGUUGAGCGCCCGUUUGGAUGAGGAGGCUGAAGAAAGGGCCAUACUGGAGUCCAAAACCAACAAGAAUCUUGAAUCAUUAGGUUCCACUGUUGCUCAGCUCCAGAUUACUGCCACUGCCAGUGGCAACUUCAACCUCCAAGGACACCGUCAUCUGGCAGAAACCUUGCAGGAUGUCAUCACAAAGACAGCAUGCAUCAGUGAUGCUAGUGAUUGGCAGCAAGUUCUGGUUGGACAACAACUGCAUUACAAACUUCUAUGUGUACCCAUGCUUUCCGGACAGAGACACCCUUGAUGCUGCAUUGGGAGAUAUUGAGACUGCUGAGGCAACAUAUGGGCCAAUCUACAGCUGGUGCUUUGAAGAGGUGUCAAUGAGUGGUCUGUUCUCCUCAAUGAGUAGUUUUGAUGAAGACAUCGGCGGCUGGAAUGUCUCUCUUGUACAUGAUAUGACAAAAAUGUUCCGCUCUGCAACAACUUUCGCCCAAGACAUCUCAAGUUGGGAUGUAAGCAGAGUCACUGACAUGUAUCAGAUGUUUUAUAGUGUCCGUGUCUUCAAUGGUGACAUUUCCAGUUGGGAUGUUGGCAAAGUUACAUCGAUGGAGCAAAUGUUUUAUGCUGCCAGGCUUUUCAACCAUUCCUUAGCAGAUUGGGAUGUAAGCCAAGUGACAUCGAUGCACCAGAUGUUCUCAUGGAGUCGAGCGUUCAACCAAGACCUCUCAAGUUGGGAUACUAGCAAGGUGGAAGACAUGUCUUGGAUGUUUUGCCUUGCCAAUUUAUUCAAUGGAGAUAUUUCUACCUGGGACGUCAGCAGAGUUACCUAUAUGGAAUCCAUGUUCAGAGGUGCCGAAGUCUUUAACCGAGACUUGUCUGGGUGGGAUGUCAGCAAGGUAACAAGUCUUGACAACAUGUUCUUGUACGCCCAUCCAUUUGACCAAGACAUCUCCAUGUGGAAUGUUAGCCAAGUCCAAACCAUGUCUUACAUGUUUCUUCAGGCUGAACGAUUCGACCAAGACCUCUCCAAUUGGGAUGUUAGUCAAGUAACUGACAUGAGUCACAUGUUUUAUAAUGCUUGGGUCUUCAAUGGCGACAUUUCCAGCUGGGAUGUCGCAAAAGUUACAGACAUGGAAACAAUGUUUUAUAAUGCUCGGGUCUUCAAUGGUGACAUUUCCAAUUGGGAUGUCAGCCAGGUUGCAAGUACGGAAACGAUGUUCCAAGACACAACCUCUUUUAACCAGGAUCUUUCCAGGUGGAACACGACCAGUCUUGUCAACACACAUAGGAUGUUCUACGGGGCAUUGUCUUUUCAGCAAGACUUGUGUGAAUGGCAAACAAAGCUGUCUACAGAGGCAUCUGUUUCGGGCAUGUUUUCUGGAACAAAUUGCACUUUUGAUGAAAAUGGUGGUACUCCCCAAUUGUUGAAUGAUUAUUGGGCUGAUCUCUGUUCUCAAUGUGUUAUUCCUUCGGAUUCACCUUUUGCACUGCCAUCAAGCAGCCCAAGCAAAAGCAGCAGCCCAAGUAUGUAUCCCUCUACAACCACCAAUCCAUCAAGUAUCCCAACCAGCCAACCCAGUAUUUUCCCUAGUAGCAUACCAUCAAGUUUGCCAACCAAGCAACCCAGCAAACUUCCCACCCAGAGCCCCAGUCUGAAUCCAACCACAGAACCAUCAAGCAACCCAAGCUCACCUCCAUCAACAAGUGGCAGUCCCAGCAGUUCUCCUUCAAGAUUCUGUUUUGAUUCCCGCACAACGCUUCUGGAAAAACUGGAUAACAUUGCAGAGGCCGAGCUAGAGUAUGGUCCAAUCUACAACUGGUGCUUCCAUGAAAUGUCCUUUGAGCAGCUUUUUAGCACUCAACGAUAUGACAAUGCUAGUGCCUUCAACUACGAUAUUGGUGGAUGGGAUGUUAGUCAAGUUGUGAGUUUUCAGAAUAUGUUUUACGGUGCCUCAAGCUUUGACCGGGACAUUUCAGGAUGGGCCACCAGCAAGGUGGCAAGUCUUGCCAACAUGUUCUAUGGAGCUAGUUCUUUCAAUAAAGCCUUAUCUGACUGGGAUGUGAGCAAGGUGCAAGGGAUGGGAAACAUGUUCCGUGGAGCCACUGCCUUUGACCAGGACAUUUCCAGCUGGGAUACAAGUAAGGUUGUUUCUAUGCUCAACAUGUUCAAUGGAGCCAGCUCUUUCAACCAAGAUGUGUCGAGUUGGGAUGUGACCAGUGUCACCGAUGUCAAAGGCAUGUUCAACCGAGCCAGCUCUUUCAACCAAGACUUGUGUGCAUGGAAGUCAGAAUUGUCUAUGGAUGCAUCUAGUUGGGGUGUCUUCCUUUAUACUGCUUGCCCCAAGGCUGUCACUCCAUCCAAUGAUGGCACUGUUUGGACUGAUCUUUGCUAUGCAUGUUAG
This is a messenger RNA of Seminavis robusta, 3020 nucleotides long. The record is from the annotation of a GenBank genome assembly. Lineage: Eukaryota; Bacillariophyta; Bacillariophyceae; Naviculales; Naviculaceae.